AUGCCUUACAAAAGCACGACCAAUAUAGCUACGGCGACUGGACCUCAAGCCGCUGGGAAGGGCGGCGAGGGGUCUCGUCCCCGCCCACAGCUCCGACGGUGCGAGAGCCGGUGCUUCUCGGCGGUGGAACAGGCCGACUCGGACGAGAUGGUGUUUACGUUGCGGCUGCCGGACCUAGCCAUGCCAGGUAGACCACUCUCUCCUCUCCUUAACUCCCAUCACCCUUCCCGGCGUCUGGCUCGCGCAAAGACAUGGACGGGCACAGGGGCAGCAUCGGCUAACGCACUCGCAGCACUCGCGGCAACGGACCGCAUCGGCGAGCACGAACGGACGCGGCUAGCACAGGACCGGACGCGGGAGUGGCUGCGCGGCGUGGGGGCGCGACUUGCGGGCGAGCCGCUGGGGCCGGAAUUCGGCGUCGCGGCGGUGGCGGUGAUGGAGUUGGAGGCCGGACGAAGAGGUGAGGAGGCGAGGGACGACGGCGGGAGGAAGGGCGAGGAGGAGUGGUGGGAGGACGUGGGGGCGGUGUUGAAGGAGUGCAGUGAGUCUGUCCUUGAUCCUGGGGAUGCGUGGUGA
Messenger RNA from Purpureocillium lilacinum, 576 nucleotides. The record is from RefSeq and is a predicted model, not a curated record. Lineage: Eukaryota; Fungi; Ascomycota; Sordariomycetes; Hypocreales; Ophiocordycipitaceae.